AUGGCGUCCCUUCGUGCGGUGCUCUUUGGACUUGUUCUGACGGCGACUUAUCUGCCAGGUCAGGCGUCUGCUGCCAAUCUGACAGUAUCGAAAUCCGGGGGAAACGCCUCCAGCCCCUUGCUAUAUGGGAUAAUGUUUGAGGACAUCAACAAUUCAGGCGAUGGUGGUAUCCACGGCCAAUUGCUCAAGAACAAUGGGUUCCAAGGAGACAAUCCCGGUUUGGCAGCUUACAAGGCUGUUGGGGAUACUAGUCUCUCACAGGAUACAUCGAAUCCUCUUAGCUCUGCAAUUACUUCUUCCCUGAAAGUAUCCGCACCGUCAAACGCAACUGGCUCCGUUGGCUUUGCGAAUACUGGCUAUGCUGGAGUGCCCGUGCUGGCUACCCAAUAUACCAACUCCUUCUGGAUGAAAGGGAAAUAUUCCGGCACUGUUACCCUUCGUCUGGUUGGAACAUCCAGCGGGAAUGUUUACGCCUCACAUGAUAUUACAGUGGCUAGCACGGAUUCCAAGUUCACCUACUACAAUACAUCCUUUACGUCCCAGGCCUCACCUGAUGGAAACAACGAGUGGCAGUUGCUAUUUGACGGAUCCAAGGUUGCAGGUAGCUCCUUGAAUUUCGCCCUCGUACAAUUGUUCCCACCCACAUUCCGUUCAAGACCUAAUGGUUUGAGGAAUGAUGUAGCUAGCUUUGUUGAAGCACUCAAGCCCUCGUUUCUUCGUUUUCCGGGAGGAAACAAUCUUGAGGAAGAGAGCCCAGGUGCUCGGUGGAAAUGGAACGAAACCAUAGGCCCCGUCCAGGAUCGCCCGGGCCGACAAGGAGAUUGGAGCUACCCUAACACAGAUGCACUCGGCCUGGACGAGUAUUUCUACUGGUGCGAAGAUAUGGCGAUGGAGCCUGUCCUUGCUGUAUGGGCAGGACUCUCUCUUAACGGUGGUGGUAUUGUCUCUGGAUCCGCACUCGAUCCCUACGUGGAUGAUAUCUUGAAUGAGCUUGAGUACGUGCUUGGCGAUCAGAGCACGGCUGGUGGUCGUCUUCGUGCAAACAACGGUCGUGUAGAUCCCUGGCCUGUCAAAUACGUCGAGGUGGGAAACGAGGACAACCUCUCUGGUGGAUGCAGCAGUUACGCUUUGCGUUUUACACAGAUUUAUGAUGCUAUCCAUGCUACUUACCCGGAUCUCACAAUUAUUGCGUCCACUACGGAGGCUUCUUGUCUGCCUUCCAGUUUACCCGAAGGCGUGGUAACUGACAUGCACCACUAUCUCGAGCCUGACCAGUUUGUCGCUUCCUUCAACGAGUGGGAUAACUGGCCUCGAACCCAUCCUAUACUCGUGGGCGAAUACGCGUCUACUAAUAAUAAUGAUGGUAGCCAAGUCUAUUGGUCGUAUGUUCAAGGUAGCUGCAGUGAAGCCGUUUACAUGAUCGGCAUGGAGCGCAACAGCGACAUUGUCAAGAUGGCUAGCUUUGCACCACUGAUGGAGCAUUUUGACCUUGCGGAGUGGUCGCCGGACUUGAUGGGCUUGGACUCCAGCCCGGAAUCUAUCACAGGCUCCACGUCUUACUACGUGCAGAAGAUGUUUUCGACAAACCGGGGAUCAACCAUCCUUCCCGUCGAAUCAUCAGAAGGCUUCGGGCCCCUAUACUGGGUAGCUUCUGCAAGUGACUCGGCGUAUUUUGUCAAACUGGCCAACUACGGCGAGUCAACCCAGACCGUUACGAUCAAUGUCGAUGGAACCACGUCGGGGACACUGCAAAUGCUUUCGGGUCCCGCAGAGGCAAGCAAUCGUCCGCACGCCAUGUCAGUCACCACCCAGACUACGAGUGUGUCAGGGGACGGCACUUACACCGUUACGAUGCCGGCAUGGGCUGUUGCCGUCCUGGCCGUCUCUUAGGUCCUGAUCCUGCAGGAGAUAUGGAAAACAGCAGGGAAUGGGCGCCAUCACUGCUCUAUAUUUAAUAAAUAUACAUAAGC
Monascus purpureus is the source of this 1970-nucleotide messenger RNA. The record is from the annotation of a GenBank genome assembly. NCBI's taxonomy places the organism in Eukaryota, Fungi, Ascomycota, Eurotiomycetes, Eurotiales, Aspergillaceae.